Messenger RNA from Emiliania huxleyi CCMP1516, 1203 nucleotides. RefSeq lists its product as hypothetical. The coding region runs from base 1 to 1203 and encodes 400 amino acids. Gene Ontology annotation, cellular component: plasma membrane. Gene Ontology annotation, biological process: protein phosphorylation. The transcript has 6 exons. Gene Ontology annotation, molecular function: protein kinase activity; ATP binding. The record is from RefSeq and is a predicted model, not a curated record. Lineage: Eukaryota; Haptophyta; Isochrysidales; Noelaerhabdaceae.
AUGGGCGCCUUCUUGGUUAUGGCGUGUGGCUACGUGGCGGCUUCGCCCGGGAUCAUCUUGGCCGAUGCCACCUCUCCCGGACCGGGCAACCUCUCCGUUCAUGAGCUCGAUACCGCCACGGCCUCCUUCAGCGCUGCUCGCGUCAUCGGCGUCGGCGGCAACGCGACAGUGUACAAGGCUGACCCAUUGUCUGCGCUGCAGCGCCGGUUGCCGGGUUCAUCCCGCGCGGUGGCGGUCAAGCGGCUGACGGUGAGCGGAGGCGUGGCGGCGGCGGAGGCCGCCGAGGAGCUGCGCCACGAAGUGGACAUCCUGUGUCGGCUCUCGCACCCGAACGUGCUUUCGCUGCUUGGCUACUGCCUCGACCGCCGCGGCCCGUCGCUCGUCUACCCCAUAGCGGCAGGCGGCAACCUAGAGGACCGGCUGCUGCUGACUGCGCAGGGGCGCCAGCGGCUCGGCAAGCUAGGCUGUGCUAGCCCGCCGCCGAUGCCGUGGGCUGCGCGCUGCCGCAUCCUCUGCGUGGUUAUGGAAGGUCUGCUUUACCUGCACGAGCUGCGGCCGCCGGUGCUACACCGUGACGUGAAGCCGAGCAACAUCCUGAUCGACGCCGACGGCAUAGCGCGGCUGGCGGACACGGGUCUCGCCAAGGCGGCGACGGAGGCGCAGGCCGCGCAGACGCACCUGUCGACAGCGCGAGUAUGCGGCACGCCGGGCUUUGUCGACCCCCUCAUCGUCAAUGGUGGGCAGCAUUCGACGUACACCGACGGGUACGCGGCGCUCGUCGGCUUGCCCGCUAUCGGCCUGAAGGGCAAGUGCCGCCGCUUGCUCAAGUUUCCGGAGGAGCCUGCGCGGUGGCAGCCGCCGGGCGUGCCCGACUGCAGUGCUGGCGGCCGCGAUGGUGCACCGGGCGGCUGGGCCGACAGUUGGCCGCCGUCGGUCGUGAGCGCCUUGUCGGAGCUGGUCCUCGGGCUCACAGAGGAGUACGUGGAGGACCGCAUGCCCCUCUCAGAGGCGCUGCUGCGGCUGAGGGCAGUUGGGAUGGGCGAUUCUCGUUUCGAUGAUCACGAGGACACGGACGGCAGCGCCGAGGGCGACACGGCCCCUGGCGUUGGGAGUGGCGGCAUUGCGGCGCAGCCCUCCGACGCUGCAGGGUCGGUUAUGGCGCAAGCGGACGACGAGGAGCGCGGCCGCGUGACAGCGCUGUGA